CUGGGUUGAAGUGGUUCUGUUCCCGUCUUAACUCUAGUCUUAUUUCGGGAUUUGUUGCCUGCAGAAUUGUGAUACAAACCCUUAAGGCGUGACUGAACAUGGGGGAAGAAGAGUCUUAUCGCCCUGGCCCAGGAGGAGUGGGUUCUAUUAUCGAGCUCACCAAAGAGAUCAAAGGAGAUCCAGACAAUGCUCUGUUGUAUGCCCAACGUUCAGAAUGCUUCAGGAUCAUCCAGCAGCAUUACCACGCAGUCAGGGAUGCAGAUAAGGUCAUUGACCUAAGGCCAGACUGGUACAAGGGUUAUUACUACAAAGGGUUAGCCGAGUUUGGUGCAGAACACUAUAGAGCAGCGGUAGAAUCAUUUGAGAAUGGAUUACAACAUGAACCAGAUGAAGCUUUGUUAAAAGCAUUACAGCAAGCAAACAGAGCAAUAUUUUCUAAUAGAAUGACAAAUAGAGGCAGAGUUAUUAAAGGGUUCUUCUUUGGAUGUCUAGUUGGUGCUCUUGCUCUAGCUGCUAAUGACUUCCUGCUUCCAAAUCCAAUAGUUAAGAAUGUAUUCCUGAAAUUUAUACUGUUUUCUGCAUGGGGUUACGCAGGGACGGAACUUGCCAAGAAGUACAUCACUAUGCUAGAAAAUGACAGAGACCAAAGAUUGCUAGCUCCUGAUGCUUUAUUUCCAUUCACAUCUGACACUGAACCAUCGUCAAAGAGAAAAGCCAAAUCGGUAAGCACUGGAACAAGUAUGGACCCACCAACAGAAGACAAAUCUACAGUGAGGACAAGACGUGGGAGACCGCAAGACAAAACAUCAUGAUACAUGUUCUCGUGUGAUAGUCAUAUCAUGCCAUUGAAGAAUCUGAUUUCUCUAAGGUUCAUCAUGUCCCCGGCUAUUUCCACUGCUUCAGAUGUGUUGAAAGGUGAUGUCACG
This is a messenger RNA of Lytechinus variegatus (green sea urchin), 926 nucleotides long. RefSeq lists its product as uncharacterized. The record is from RefSeq and is a predicted model, not a curated record. The transcript has 8 exons. NCBI's taxonomy places the organism in Eukaryota, Metazoa, Echinodermata, Echinoidea, Temnopleuroida, Toxopneustidae. The coding region runs from base 99 to 812 and encodes 237 amino acids. Gene Ontology annotation, molecular function: Hsp90 protein binding.